This is a messenger RNA of Lineus longissimus, 2921 nucleotides long. RefSeq names its product mannosyl-oligosaccharide glucosidase-like. The transcript is spliced from 2 exons. Gene Ontology annotation, cellular component: endoplasmic reticulum membrane. Gene Ontology annotation, molecular function: Glc3Man9GlcNAc2 oligosaccharide glucosidase activity. Bases 123 to 2621 code for a protein of 832 amino acids. Gene Ontology annotation, biological process: oligosaccharide metabolic process; protein N-linked glycosylation. Lineage: Eukaryota; Metazoa; Nemertea; Pilidiophora; Heteronemertea; Lineidae. The record is from RefSeq and is a predicted model, not a curated record.
UUCUUCGACACGGCCUCUUCUCUUCCUAACUUUUCACAGAUUUUUGCGAGUUUUCUACCCAAAAACAAAUAUUCAAUAACUGCUUUUGUGAAGUCAAACUAUUGCACUUUCGUUGUCUAACAAUGCCAAAGGAAAAUGUGCGUAAAAGAACGAAACAGGACGCCAAACAAGGGCCAAAGCUGGAGGGCCAGGACCCCCGCCCCCAAAACAAAAGAUCGAAAACCAAGUUUGUUGAUUCAACGCCUUAUUUGCUGGAAGGAAAGUUGGACUGGCUUGGUUAUCUGAUUGUUAUCACUGUCCUUACAACUGUUGCUUCCGGUGUGACGUUUUUCUGGUAUCGAGAGCGAAUGAGGGAAGCUGUCAGAUCUCCACUUGGAGCUCCAAAAGUGAUUGGCGAUGGUGCAUCCCUUCCAGCGUCAAGUCCGGACAGAUUCUGGGGGACUUACCGCCCACAGCUUUACUUCGGCCUGAAAACCAGAAGUCCACAGUCACCACUUUUUGGCUUGAUGUGGUUUACCCAAGUUGGAACAAACCAAAUGCCACGAAUUCGCCAUUGGUGUGAUCAUGGUGAUGGGCUCCGAUACGGAUGGAUGGCUCAUGAUGGCGUGAAUUUUGGCUGGCAGGAUAUUAUUGAUGAUGGAUAUGUAAUAACGACAUACUUUGCCAAACAACCUGGUGGACAGCAUGGUGGAGACUGGACGGCAAAGGUGUUAGUGCGUCCUUGGGGUCAACGAAAUGUCUCAAUGGUGUCGUUGAUGUUCUAUUCAUAUCUAGAUGGCGCUGGUAUACUCUCCCCUGAGGUCAAAGGACGACACAUCUCCUCUUUACAAGGCUAUCAUGACUCAUUGGGACAUUAUGUGGUGAAAUUUCCAAAGCCAACCAAGAACCUCAAGAAAACAAAUUACCUUGUGACACACACAACUCAAGUUGAUCAACUGAAAGAGGUCAUAACGCGCAACAUGUAUGCUGAGCCGAUAAAAAAAGGAAGCAAUGUGCAGUAUGCUGCCCUUGCUGGCAAUGCUGUACCACGAGGAAAGGGAGGCCAAGAGACAUUGUUUGUCAACCAAAUGACAGUUACAUUACCAUUUGAAAUGGAAGUCAUAUUUGAAUCGGGGAGUUAUACUGACAGGCCUGACACAUUUUCAGGGGAUGUGUUUCAAAAAGCUUUAGAGGAAUAUACAAGCAGUUAUGAUGCUAAGUUUGAUGAAGUUUUCAAAAUUCAUGAUAAGGGGUUCAAUGAUAAUGAAAUAGGCUUUGCUAAAGCUACGCUCAGUAAUUUGAUCGGUGGUGUUGGAUAUUUUUACGGGGCUUCAGAUGUUCAGUCUGAGUGGAAUGCGAAACCUGUGAGUUAUUGGAAAACACCUUUGUACUCGGCAGUGCCUUCAAGGUCUUUCUUCCCAAGAGGGUUUCUGUGGGAUGAAGGCUUCCAUAAUUUACUGAUUAGUAAAUGGAAUGCAUCCAUCUCAAAAGAUAUAAUCGGGCAUUGGCUUGACCUGAUGAAUGUUGAGGGUUGGAUUCCAAGGGAACAAAUUCUAGGAGAUGAAGCAAGGGCAAAAGUUCCAAGUGAAUUUGUCGUUCAGAGAAAUAAAAAUGCCAAUCCGCCAACAUUUUUCUUACCAUUACAAGAAAUGGUGAGGGACAUGAUCAAGCGGCAUAACUCUGAAGAUAUAGAUUAUUUAAAACACAUAUUCCCUCGAUUGAAAGCAUGGUUCAAUUGGUACAAUACAACACAGGUUGGUGCUGUUCCAUCCUCCUAUCGAUGGAGAGGGCGGGAUGCUAAUUCAAAGUUUGAAUUGAAUCCAAAAACUCUCACUUCAGGAUUAGAUGAUUCUCCCCGAGCGUCUCAUCCAACUGAUUUAGAACGUCAUCUCGAUCUCCGCUGUUGGAUGGCAUUAGCUUCAGGCAUCAUGGCGGAUAUAGCUGAAUCUAUUGGUGAACCGGCUAAGGAAUAUAGAGAAACACAUAGCUUCCUGACAGAUAAUGAUCUCCUUAAUUCAAUGCAUUGGUCAAGCCGUGAUAAACGUUACUGUGAUUAUGGUUUGCAUUCUGACAAGGUCCUGCUUGUCAAACCUAUACCGCAGAUGCAAGCGGGUCAAGCACCACCCCGGGAUAUAGAUGCCCAGAAAAUAAGAAAGGUCAUCCAUGAGCCGGAAUAUAAAUUUAUAAAUUCUUCUAGUUAUAUCAGCUUGUUUCCAUUCCUGUUACAAAUACUUAAACCAACGUCUGAAAAUCUUGGCCACAUUUUGACAGAUCUCCGAGACCCGAAUCUUCUUUGGACAAGUUAUGGUUUACGAUCUUUAGCUCGCAAUGCCCCGUUGUAUGGUAAGCAUAAUACGGAACAUGAUCCGCCAUAUUGGAGAGGUGCUAUCUGGAUAAAUAUGAAUUUCCUUGUUGUCCGAGCUUUGCAUCAUUACGGGACCAUCCCAGGUCCUCAUCAGAGCACUGCCAAAGAUCUCUACAAAUCUCUCAGGGCUAACAUCAUCAAAAAUAUGUACAAACAGUAUUCUCAGACUGGUUUUGUUUGGGAACAAUAUGAUGAUAAAACGGGCAAGGGUAAGGGGACACAUCCAUUCACCGGUUGGUCUUCUUUGGUUGUGCUGAUGAUGGCUGAAAAAUACUAAGUCUUUUAUGUAUAAAGAAUAUUUUUCCAAUUUAUGCUUGUACAUGUACAUGUACAUGUAUUAGUGAAGAUAGAGAACAUGACUGAAGUUUUGCCCUUGAUUCUAUAGAAAUGGUCGGGAUCCGAAAUUUAUGCUACCUCUGCUAACAUGGGUGUUUAGUCAAAUGCUCUUGCACCUAGGGGUGGAAACCAGUAUCAUGUCUUGUAACCUUGUCCUACAUGCAUUGGCAUCAGUUUGGGAGAAGGGUCAACAAAAUAUUGUUCAAAUACAAAAAUAUUUUAUUAAUAAAUUAUGUGCUUA